AUGGAUGAUAGCCUCAAGAACUUGCUCAGCCGGUACUCGUUGGAUGAGUUAGACCUUGCCCAGUCGCAGACUCAACGUGCAGAGCCAAUUCCGGAUCGGUCCCCGAGUUCUGGGUCCCUUCCCGUGGCGACUGACGGAAACAGCACGUAUGUCCCUCCGCAUAGAGCCAGGUCGAAAACUCAAAAGAGAAACGCAAAUGGCAGGGCCAGAAAUGGCACUUUUGCAGAGCGCAGCGACCACCGCGAGAAAGUGAAAGACAAACAGGGAGAAGCAGCAGAAGAAGAAACAGCAGCGAAAUUGGCUCAAAGGCGGGCGCGGUUUGCUACACUGGACAAGGCGGGCUCAAACCAGCGCCAUAAGCAGCACGAGUACGGACUCGUCAGCAGAGGAGAGGAUAAACGGCUACAGGAGUCUGAGGCUGCCCGCGAGGAGUACUUUGUCUACAUAUUGAGCCAGUUUAUCCGCUUCACGUCGGCGCAUUCGUCGGUGGAGCUCUCCGAGGCUUUCCAGAAAACCAGAGAUCUGGAUCCGGAGAACUUCCGCACGGCCCAAAGCUCGGCGGAGGAGGACUCCAGUCAAGGUGCACCAAAUAUCACUAUGGAUUCCAUCACAUUGUCGAUUCGGAAAUUGAGAGAAAGCCUAUUGGGCCUCCCGCCAAGUCCGUUUCAUAAAAAGGUGUUUUUGUUUUCAGUGCGAAUAUCGCACUACUUUAGCCACUACCAGACGUACAUAUCGAGCAUCAGGUACCUUCUACACAACGAAUCUGCCCUCAACUUGGCGGAGUUUGAAGUUGAAGAAAUUUCGGUGAUUUUGGUGUUGCAUUUAUGCAACGUCAAUAACGAUCCUUCCUCGGCCAUUGCGAUUUUCUACAAAUACAUCCCGCACAGACAGGACAUUGCUACUAUUCUACGGUGCUGGGUGCUCAAGGAUUUCUACAGCUGGUUGAAGAUAUACAACGAGGUGGAAAACUCGGCGGUCAAGUCGAUGAUGAAGCUUGGCUUGCAAACGAUGCUCAACUGGAUGGUCCGCGCCAUAACAUCCGGCUACUACACUUUGCAGAAGGAAGUGAUUGAGACCAAUUUCCUACCUCUGGACCUACCGUACGCAGAGUUUGCUGCAAGGUACAACAUUUCCUGGCACGAAGAGGAGAAUGACAUGAUUACGAUAAGAAGUAGAGUUAAGAAAUGGAGCCGCUAG
Messenger RNA from Lodderomyces beijingensis, 1197 nucleotides. NCBI's taxonomy places the organism in Eukaryota, Fungi, Ascomycota, Pichiomycetes, Serinales, Debaryomycetaceae. The record is from the annotation of a GenBank genome assembly.